AAAAUCGAACGCCGGCGGAAGCGCGCUACCUACUGUCAUGGCGCGAGAAUUCUCGUAAUAAAAAAACAUUUUACUUACUUUUAAAUAUAAAUUCCUAUUAAAUGGUUUAAGUGUAUUUAUAAAAUAUGAUUUAUUGUUUAAAUAAUUAUAAGUGGUGCUGUGUGGUGUUUUAAAUGGACUAAAAACAAAUUAGGAAUCAAACCAUGGACGAUGGCCAAUACGAGGAAGCACCGAUUAAAAAAGUCACAAGCCUUUUCGAUUACCGUGCACCAAGAAGGUUGGAUCAUUUGGACCAACUUGGUGAAGACUUAAAGAUCCUUGGCAAGAAGGUUGGCCAAAGGUUGGACCAGGUUGGGCCCAAUCCUCUACUUGAUACUAUAAGUUAUGAGAGCGAGAGGCUGAAAACUAGUCACAGUGAGAAUUCUUCUAGAAGGAAUAGUGAUGAUGGUGGGAGAGCGAAGAGGGAGUCACUUAGAGGAGAUGGAACCAGCUCAGAGCCGCCCACAGCGAACGUGACGAACUUUAACGCUUGGGGCGAGCUGAACAGCUCGACAUCCACCACGAGGACUGAGCUCAGUCUUUCUGAUGGAGGGGAGGAACAGGUAUGUAAGACCACAAAGGCCCGUCGUCGAAGCCACGAGUCAGCAUUACCAGGCACUCCUUUACAUCAGAAAGCUCCAUGGAAGUCAGCUGACAGUCUCGUGCCGGAGUCGGCUUUCGGAACAUCCUUAGCUGACAUCAUGGAAAGUCCUGCUAAUAAGAAUAUGCCGUUUGGUAGCUACGAUGAGAAAAAGAUCCACCUUCGAGAUGACAUCAAAUCCAUCCGUUCAGACAGCAGUUCCGAAGAGAGGCGACCUAGAGGCUGGAGAUUCGUGAGAAAUGUUACUUCAGCAGCAGGCGCCUUCACAGCCAAGGCUAAAGAUGCUGCUACUGCGCUGCCUGGUACUCCGCAGCCGAGCUUUCAGUCGAAAACUGACAGCAAGACUUCUGACUAUGGCAAAGAAGAUAAUAAACCAUCACUACCUACCUAUCAGAAUGAAAAAGAUCAAAAUGUGGGAGAAACCAGCCCCGAGGGUCUGGAGCCAGAAUCCUUAUUAUUCAGAGACGGCAGAAGAAGGAUAGACAUGGUCUUAGCUUAUGAAGAAGAAGACUACGGAGUCAUGACUGAAAAUGAAGCGCGGAAACGGGAACAUAGAAGAACAUUCCAGGAAAACUUAGUAAAAGAAGGUCUAGAAUUAGAACUAGAGAACAAAUGCCUGUCUUUCGACGAAAAGACCUGGUUUCUGAAGAUACACAUACCUUGGAAGACGGAGAUGAGACUGGCAGAGGUGAUCGGCAUGAAACUACCCACCAAACGGUUUAUUACUAUUUCUGUUAGAGCUUGGAGCGACGAAAAACAAGCAGAAAAAGACAAACGCUGGCACUCAAAAUGGCGUCGACGAUGGAAACAGCUGUACGAGUACGAACAUUCUAGAAUAGGACCCGAACCUUCCUUCUAUGGCGCCACUGAUCAGAGGGGAGCUAGGAGAGAGGAAAUGUUUUUAGUAAAAGACCGACACACACAAUUUUCACCGGCACAAAGAAGUUUACUAGUCAUGCAAAUUUUGCUCAGAGCUAAAUAUGAUAACAACGAAACAAAGAUGGGAAUCCGAAGACUACUAAACGACGGUACAUAUACCGCGUGUUUCCCUCUACACGAAGGGAGAUAUGAAGUCGACAUGUCUGAUGGCAGUGUUACUGAUAGAAGACUUCUAUACCUAGAAUGGGCCCGACCUUGCAAGUGGUAUAAAAAGCAGCCUCUCUGGCUAGUUCGAAGGUACUUCGGUGAUAAAAUAGGCCUAUAUUUUUGCUGGCUAGGGUUUUACACCAAAAUGUUAUACGCCCCGGCUAUAGUUGGGACUCUUUGCUUUCUAUACGGCCUAGCCAGUAUGGAUUCUCAGGAUAAUAUACCUAGCAAAGAGAUCUGUGACUCCAAAGGCCCUGGAAACACGACACUCUGUCCUCUUUGCGACAAAGCCUGUAAAUAUCAGACUCUAUCAGACUCCUGCCUGUUUGCGAAGCUCACGUAUUUAUUCGACAAUCCUGCUACCGUGUUCUUCGCUAUUUUCAUGUCUUUUUGGGCAACUACAUUCCUAGAGCUUUGGAAACGCAAGCAGUCAGUCCUAAGGUGGGAGUGGGAUAUGGGCGGAGUUGAUCAGGAUGAAGACCCAAGACCUGAGUUCGAAGCAUCAGUAAAGACAUACAGGACCAACCCAGUGACCAGAGAGAAGGAACCUUAUUUACCUACGUGGCAGAAAACUAUGAAAUACGUAGCCAGCAGUUCUGCAGUACUAUUCAUGAUAGCCAUAGUAAUGGGGGCAGUUUUAGGCACCAUAAUCUACAGAAUAUCUAUGGUGUCAGUCAUCUAUGGUGGUACUGGCUUCUUCAUACAACGGCACACGAAGAUAUUUACUACCAUGACUGCUGCUAUCAUCAAUUUAAUCAUUAUUAUGAUACUGACCAGGAUAUAUGCAAAAGUAGCUGUGUACUUAACCAAUAUGGAGAACCCACGAACUCAAACUGAGUAUGAAGACUCAUACACGUUCAAAAUAUUCUUCUUUGAAUUCAUGAACUUCUAUUCUUCUCUCAUAUAUAUCGCAUUUUUUAAGGGCCGCUUCUAUGACUACCCAGGCGACGACCAAGCUCGCAGAUCAGAAUUCCUGAAGCUGAAGGGCGAUAUCUGCGACCCAGCCGGGUGUCUCUCCGAACUGUGCAUACAACUAGCCAUCAUCAUGAUUGGCAAGCAAUUCGUCAACAACUUCGUCGAGCUCGGAUACCCGAAGUUCCACAACUGGUGGCGGCAGAGGUCCCACAGAGCUGUCACCAGAGACCUGAGUAAGCCCCACAUGGCCUGGGAACAGGAUUAUCACCUCCAAGACCCUGGAAGACUGGCACUGUUCGAUGAAUACUUGGAAAUGAUCCUCCAAUACGGUUUUGUCACUCUCUUCGUGGCGGCGUUUCCCCUGGCACCACUCUUUGCUCUCCUGAACAACAUUGCUGAAAUACGCCUGGAUGCUUACAAAAUGGUCACUCAAGCAAGAAGGCCGCUUGCUGAAAGAGUAGAGGAUAUUGGCGCUUGGUAUGGGAUUCUAAAAGGGAUUACAUAUGCAGCUGUCGUCUCAAAUGCGUUCGUGAUAGCAUAUACCAGCGAUUUUAUACCGCGUAUGGUGUACAAAUAUGUUUACUCACCGGAUAACACGUUAGCUGGGUACAUCGAUCAUUCAUUAUCAUUAUUCAACACAUCAGACUACCGCGAAGACUGGGGUGCUGAUGAGAACGAGGAAGACCCCCCAGUGUGCGCGUACCGUGGCUACAGGAACCCCCCUGAUCAUGCUGACCCUUAUGGCUUGUCUCCUCAUUACUGGCAUGUGUUUGCUGCUAGACUGGCUUUUGUGGUUGUUUUUGAGCACGUGGUAUUCGGCCUAACAGGCCUGAUGCAACUCUUCAUUCCUGACGUACCAAGUGAGCUGAGGACACAAAUGCAGAGAGAAGCCUUGCUGGCUAAGGAAGCUAAGUAUGAACAUGGAAGAAGACGACUGUCUACUGAGUAUAGACAGCUUAUUACUCAGAAGAGUGAAAGUGGACCAGUUCCGGAGCGCGGCGUGGGCGGCGCGUGGCUGCGGCGCACAUCACGCGCGUCCGACACGCUCGACGCGCACGUCGCCGUCGCACAACGACCCGUAUCGCCUCAUAUCACGCACUGACAUUAACUUAUAUACGGGCUAUAUUUAAAUAUAGGCUAUAUAGGAUACCUCUCUUUACUUUUAACAAAGAAAAAUUACUCAGACAGAUGAAAAAUUAUGUCUCUUUGUAAAAGUUUGCAAAAGUCACGUUUAACGAAAUGGGAACAUGAUAGGGCCAUAUUAUGCGCGUAUGCUCGAAAUUUUGUUGCGAGAACUGUUGUAAAAUAAAAGAAAACAUACAUACGUGUCUAAUACAACACAACAGUGUAAAAAUUAAAAAUACAGACUUUUUUGUCGAGAUAUCCUAUUCUUGAGUAAAUGACAUGAAAUGUAUAUUAAAUGAUUUACAUGAAAUAUUUAAAUAAAAAAUUUUGUAAAGACCAAGUUCACUGCUAACGUCCGUUUUUUAAAAAACAAUUAUUUGCUUUAAAAAUUGAUACUCAACAGUUGUGUUAAGAAAAUUGACGCUAACUUUGUCCGUGGCAUAGGCCCCCAGUAGCUGAAAUCCCCGAAAAUUGCUUUUAAUUAACCGAAUCGGGGGCUUCGACUACGAGUGCUUCGGCCACCGGUGAACUUGAGUCUUAGUGAAAAUGUGUGAAAAAUAUGGAAUAGUUGUUAAGAAUAAAAUGAAAAACCGCAUUUAAAUAAAUCUGUAUCGAGUUACUAUUAUUGACUUAUUAUAGUUGGUAGGGACGUAGUGGGGUAUCAGAGAUUUAAUACAAGGCACUUUUGAGGGUCCAAUUACCUAGUAGGAUAGUAUGACUAUAUCAUUGUUAAAUUAAAAAUAUACAUAUAUGCCUAAAUAUAACAAAAUGUAACUACCAAAAAUAUUGUCCUUAUUGUUAUUAUUAUAUUGUUUUUUAAUUUCUUAAAAUCUUACUUAUGAACAAUAUCGGAUAAGGAUAAUUUUCAAAUAAUAUUUUAUGGAUCAAAAAAUUAUUAUCAUGAUUUCAUAUUUGGAUGUCGAUUUGAAAAAGAAAAUACCUAAUUAUGUAAAAAGUUUGCACACUGUAAGGUCAUACUAGCCUGAAUUUAUUUAUUAUUAAAUUAAAUAAACUUAAGUAAAGUAGGUAAUUUAAGCUCGAAGCCAAAGUUAAUGCAAAAAAAGUUAAUAAAAUAUUGUUUAACUUUUGAAACCUAACUAAUGCGAAAUGCUUAAGUUAAACAAAAUUAUUUUAUUUUUAAUAUAUUUUUAGACAUUAAUUUUGGCUUCAAUAAUUAGUUAUUAAGGUGAGACAAAAAUAAUUUCGGUGACAUAUUGAAUGUGCACAUUGGCUCUACCUAGCGGCAUAAAUACGAAUCUGUAUCAUUUAUAUUACAUGCGAAUUGUAGGUAAAUCAUUUUUUUAUGAAGGAUGUUAUUUAAUAUGUAUCGGAAUAAUUGCACUUAAGGCCAUUUUAAUCGACAGCAUAAACAUCUGUCUUUCUUAAAACAACUGUUUAUUCAUAGUUCAUAUUGAACAGUUUGUUUUAAGAAAACUGACUUUUAUGCCUUGGAUAAUUUAUCCGAACCAUCCAUACAGGGAAAACAUGGCGAACUUUGAAAUUUUAUUGUUAUUAUAUUUUAAACGAUCUCACCAAUUUUCAGGCUGUUGUGAAUUAAUGUAGCUUCAAAUGUCUAUAUUGACUGGACUGGAAAUGAAAUGUGUUUUCAGAAACGAAAAUUAUCAUUGUCAAAUCACACUGAAAUAUUCUGACUUAGGUACUUAAGAAAUAAUUUAUCAAGUGAAUGUCCCAAAUAUAUGUGAUAUUAGUUAUUUCAGUAAGCAGUAAGAGAAUCUCUACUUAAGUAUAGAUUUAUUGUUAAUCUUUCUGUGGGCGAAUACUCAAUUCUUUAUUAAAUUAUAUUGUUUCCAA
Helicoverpa zea (corn earworm) is the source of this 5578-nucleotide messenger RNA. RefSeq names its product anoctamin-4. Gene Ontology annotation, biological process: chloride transmembrane transport. The transcript has 26 exons. Gene Ontology annotation, cellular component: plasma membrane. Bases 204 to 3743 code for a protein of 1179 amino acids. NCBI's taxonomy places the organism in Eukaryota, Metazoa, Arthropoda, Insecta, Lepidoptera, Noctuidae. Gene Ontology annotation, molecular function: chloride channel activity; protein dimerization activity. The record is from RefSeq and is a predicted model, not a curated record.